CGCAGAGCAAACCAGUGAUGAGUUGCUUUGAGUGAAUGUUUAACUUCAACAACACCCCGGUUCCAUUUAGCCCUCAUUGAGAGGUAGUAGUAAGGCCUCUUGCACGUCAGUACAGUGGACAUAAGGCCAUCUUUAAGAGAGCUUUAGGGACUCACUCGGCUGGGCAGGCUGCAUGCACUGGAAAGGCGUCAACAGUGUCUCUAGCGCCUCUGACUUGUCCGACUGCACCUCCGUCGUGAUUGAAGCUUUCACUGUACCAUCGGGGAAAACUAUAACUAUUAGGCGCCGGGCGCGGUCAUCUCACAGAAUGGUGAUAUCACAUUCGCUGAGACGACAGGUUAGUCGCGGUAUUUACAAUCCAAAUUACCUUGAGGCAGUGGAAACUGUUGGGAUCAACGUGUAUUUACGGGGCCUUGACGCGACCACCAACAAAGGGUUGCUGUUAUAUGUAUUCUAUUUUGUCGCCCCGCGGCCGCGUUUGUAGUGGCGGUGCGGCUUUCCCGACGGAUUACAUCAUGAGGGGGUUCAUCAGCACUGUCUCGUUGGUAGGAUUGGGGGUAAUGUUUAUACCAACAAUUUUGGUCUACUCUUAUCUGGUUCGACUCCGGCUCAAUGCUGGCACAGCUCUACGAUGUUCUGUAGGAACCACGUUGAGCAUAGGAGCUUUUGUACUGUGAUAUCUUGUACAGUAAUCCAUGGGGGAAUUUAAACCCCAAUCGAAUCCAACCAUCGCUGUAUCU
Cantharellus anzutake is the source of this 740-nucleotide messenger RNA. RefSeq lists its product as uncharacterized. NCBI's taxonomy places the organism in Eukaryota, Fungi, Basidiomycota, Agaricomycetes, Cantharellales, Hydnaceae. The record is from RefSeq and is a predicted model, not a curated record. Bases 173 to 484 code for a protein of 103 amino acids. The transcript is spliced from 3 exons.